AUGACCAGAGAUGUCGAGCGAAAUGGACCGGCUGUCGAAAGGCACAGUGAAGUUGUGAGUGCCACCACACCUGAACUCGCCUCAAUUGGCUUGCAGGCAGCACUGACACCUGUUCUCUGCGCUGGCAUUGGUUGCCUGGCGUGUGUGCUGCUCACUUGUGUGCUGCGUGCUGGGAGCCCAACACUUGCGCAGCAGGAGUACUACUGA
Molecule: messenger RNA, 207 nt
Organism: Mesocestoides corti
Lineage: Eukaryota; Metazoa; Platyhelminthes; Cestoda; Cyclophyllidea; Mesocestoididae
Source: the annotation of a GenBank genome assembly